This is a messenger RNA of Pseudophryne corroboree (corroboree frog), 4951 nucleotides long. It is a transcript of the gene GRIA4, whose product is annotated as glutamate ionotropic receptor AMPA type subunit 4. Gene Ontology annotation, cellular component: plasma membrane; AMPA glutamate receptor complex; postsynaptic density membrane. Bases 189 to 1727 code for a protein of 512 amino acids. Gene Ontology annotation, biological process: monoatomic ion transport; modulation of chemical synaptic transmission; synaptic transmission, glutamatergic. NCBI's taxonomy places the organism in Eukaryota, Metazoa, Chordata, Amphibia, Anura, Myobatrachidae. Gene Ontology annotation, molecular function: transmitter-gated monoatomic ion channel activity involved in regulation of postsynaptic membrane potential; AMPA glutamate receptor activity. The transcript has 10 exons. The record is from RefSeq and is a predicted model, not a curated record.
UGGCUCUGUCUCUACUGCUGCUAUAGGGAAAGCAGAGCAGACCUGUCUGCCUGCUCCAGGGGUGGGGGUGACACAACAGUCAUCUCCUAUACUGCCAGCAUCCCAUUCAUGCAAUUGCAGUGAGGCAGGGAGGCUGCAGGGAGAGAGAGGGUUGCAUUGUGUGAGAUGGGGGGAGAGUGGGAUAGCGCAUGUCUCAUCUCUCAGUGCAGCCACUAGACCUCCCUCCACCACCAACUCCACCAUCUUUGCAUGUGCAAACCUCUCCAGCCGGACACCAGCUCUCCCGGGGCUAUGGAGACUGCGGGAAACCUCAUGCCCAGGAUGGAUUGCUAGACUGGCAGCGCCUGGCUUCCUUUCUCUGGUUGUGGCUUCAGCCUCGAUGCUUUCCAGCAGCAUCUAGAGAGAGAGAGAGAGAAAGAGAGAAAAUGCGGAUUAUUGGGCAGGAGAUUGUGGUUUUAUUCUCUGGAUUGUGGAGCAUUGCGAUGGGGGCCUUUCCUAGCAGCGUGCAAAUAGGUGGGCUUUUCAUUCGAAACACCGAUCAGGAAUAUACUGCUUUUCGAUUAGCAAUUUUUCUCCAUAACACCAGCCCCAACGAAUCUGAAGCACUUUUUAAUUUGAUUCCUCAUGUAGACAACAUAGAAACGGCUAACAGUUUUGCUGUAACGAAUGCCUUUUGCUCUCAGUAUUCCAGAGGGGUGUUCGCCAUCUUUGGACUGUAUGACAAGAGAUCAGUACACACCCUGACCUCAUUCUGCAGUGCUCUCCACAUCUCCCUCAUCACACCCAGCUUCCCAACAGAAGGUGAAAGCCAGUUUGUGCUGCAGCUCAGACCAUCAUUACGGGGCGCACUUUUAAGUUUGCUGGAUCACUAUGGCUGGAAUCAUUAUGUAUUUCUUUAUGACACUGACAGGGGAUACUCCAUACUUCAGGCAAUCAUGGAAAAGGCUGGCCAAAAUGGAUGGCAAGUUAGUGCGAUAUGCGUGGAAAACUUCAAUGACGCCAGCUACCGACGUCUUUUAGAAGACCUGGAUCGAAGACAAGAAAAUAAGUUUGUAAUAGAUUGCGAAGUUGAAAGACUUCAGAAUAUCUUGGAGCAGAUUGUGAGUGUUGGGAAACAUGUGAAAGGCUAUCAUUACAUUAUUGCAAACCUGGGAGUGAAGGACCUUUCGCUUGACAGGUUUAUGCACGGUGGGGCCAAUGUUACAGGAUUCCAGCUGGUGGAUUUCAAUACUCCGAUAGUAACUGAAUUAAUGCAGCGGUGGAAGACACUGGACCAGAGGGAAUACCCAGGAUCAGAAACCCCCCCAAAGUAUACCUCUGCACUGACUUAUGAUGGCGUCCUUGUGAUGGCUGAAGCAUUCCGGAAUAUGCGAAGACAAAAAAUUGAUCUUUCAAGAAGAGGAAACGCAGGCGAUUGUCUUGCUAAUCCAGCUGCUCCUUGGGGUCAGGGAAUUGAUAUGGAGAGAACACUUAAACAGGUUCGGAUACAGGGUUUAACAGGGAAUGUACAAUUUGACCAUUAUGGCCGAAGGGUGAACUACACAAUGGAUGUCUUGGAACUGAAAAGCACAGGCCUCAGAAAGAUUGGCUACUGGAAUGAUAUGGAUAAACUGGUGCUCCUCCAACAUGAGCCUUCCUUAAAAAAUGACUCAUCAGCCAUUGAAAACCGAACAGUUGUCGUAACGACAAUUCUGCCUCUGAUGAAGAAUCCUAUUUUAAGAAAUUGAACAAGAAAGAACAGAUUUUCAAGAUCCAGCGACCAUUCCUUGCUUUGGCUCAAGUAUAAAUCACCAUUAUAGUCCAAAUAGUAGAAUCUUUAUUUUAUACUUUUUUCCUUAAAUCUGUAAUGUGGGUUAAUAUUCUCCUGGUUUGAAAAUCCUCCUUUUAUUAAUCCAAAAAAAAAGCCAUGAGACCAGAUUUAAGUAGUACAGUAUAGUACUGAAAGAGUACACAUAUUCCCUAAAGUUAUUAAAUAAAAAAUAGAUUUGAAAGCUGAAGGCUUUCUUUAACGUCCCUAUCUUCUGUGUUAAAAAUAAAGCUUUUAUGCAUGACUAGUACAUAGUUUUAAAACUGCUGCUCAUUUCAAGCAUAAUAGAUGAAUAAGAAAUACACAACAUUAUAUAACAAUUUUGUUCUGUAUAAACAUAUUUUGAUAUCACAAUUAAGUUAAAUUAUAAAAAAAAGUCAUAAACAUUUUUGACCUACCAAAUUACAGUAUUUGAUGCAUUUUAUUAUAUAGUGACUGUGGCCUGCUGACAAAUUCUGAUUUCACUUGUGAUUCUGAAGUCUACAAUAAGUGCAGUAACACAUGUAUGAUAACUACAUGUUUAUUAUGCUUUGCAUUUUCGUAGUAGUACAGUAUAAUAUGUUUGUAAUCUGCUUAUGCCUAAUGCUUGCUUGCUCCUAUAUAUUUUCACACCAUUUAUUCAGUCACGUUAGACUCAAGUGUUGUUUACAAUAGCAUGCAAUAUUUCCGGAUUGUACUCUGUGUUACUUAUAGCUUCCAAUAAUGUACUGUGCAGAAAUCUAUAUGUUUUAAAGGAUAUUACAAGGGCAGGUUGUAUUUCUCACUGACCUUGGUUUUUUGAAUUAUGAUUUGGACUGCAAUGUGGAAAUUAUGCUUUUGGUAAAAUUGGUAAGACGUUGUCCACUGCAUUGAUGAAAUGUUUUAAAACUUAAUGGAAAUUCACUGAUAAAGUAAGGGAGUAAUGAGAGCGACAUCUGCGGAGCUAGGGGCAAAACCACUCUGAAUAUAUCUGCUGGAAUUCAGUUCCAUUGUGAACUGCAGAUGACCUCGAAUUAAUGGGCUAACAUACCAACAAAUAAAGGCUCCCAACCAGAAUUACAGCUGGGGACCGUUGGCUCCUUACCCACCCCAAAUCCCCAGGGCCUACUGUGGGAAACCAUUCUUCCCUUGUUUUUUCUCAUAGUCCCAAGUGAAAAUUGAGUCUGUUUAACCAUGUAAUGACAGGUGUGAGCAGUAGGGCCAAUCAGAAGCAACAUUCAAGGUCAUGACAAUAUGUGAUUGGUCCUCCUGUUUACACCCCUUUUAUGGCAAUUUAAAUAGUAAUUCAACUUUUAUUAUAUGUAUCAAUUGAUUUUUAUAUAGAUCUCAGUCACGUUUUUUCUUCACUAUCAAGUUACAGUCUUAUUAUCUAGAUGCUUUGGUACCUAGGACAGGGAGAGGUAAAGUGAUUGGUCCAAUGAUACAAGUUUCUGACACUGGAUGUUUUUCCAGGAUAUUCUGUGCCAAUCGGUGUCUGAGCUAUGACUUCCCCCAAAAGAAUAUGUUUUGAAAAAUAAGUGAAUAUGUAUUUGUCAAAAGUAUUUGAAAUCAAGCCAAUGUAGAGAAGAUCUCAAAAGAAAUUUGUAGACUAUCGACAUUUACAUGGCUAAAGAGGAACAUGCUGAAAUUCUAUAUGGUGCGUGCACCUGUGUAGCAGUAAAAUAUGCUUAUUAUCUUAACUAUAUAUAUAUAUAUAUAUAUAUAUAUAUAUAUAUAUAUAUAUAUUGGCUGAGAGAGGGCAGUGUUUGGCAAGUACAGUAUCUAGCAGACUAAUAGGCCAUAUAGCAGUUAAUAGUACAGAAAGGAAACCAAUAAGUGAAGGUUCCAGGAAAUACAAAGUGAUAAGAAAAUAUGGACACAACUGUGAUUCUGCUAAAAAGACUUUUUAACAUAAAUAAAUAACAAUGGGGGCUGAUAAUGAAAACAGUUUUUCUGGUAACUGUGCAGUCAAUGUGGUGUUUCCUAUAGCAACCAAUCAGUCUCUUCCUUAUUUAUUAUCAUUUCUGUAUAUAGCAUCACGGGUGCAGUACGGCUGACCGGCGGUCUCCUGACCGCCGGUCAGCUUACCGACGCCGGGAUCCCGGCAGCAUACCGACGCCGGGAUCCCGGCGGGGAGGGGCGAGUGCAGCAAGCCCCUUGCGGGCUCGCUGCGCUCGCCACGCUGCGGGCUCGGUGGCGACCUGCGGUCGCCACGAGUUCUAUUCCCACUCUAUGGGUGUCGUGGACACCCACGAGUGGAAAUAGUCCCUGUUGGUCGGCAUGCCGACCAUCGUGACAGUGACCCGUCGGGCUGGUGGAGGAGGUCAUGUGACUGUCGGUCAGCUGACCGGCGGUCACAUGAAUACCACCCAGCAUCACAUAUCAUGCAGCGCUCUAGAGAGAACACUGCACCAUUCACAUCAGUACUUGCCCCAGUGAAGGUCACAAUAUUGAUUACGUUUGUGUACACACACACACACACACACACACACACACACACACACACACACACGGAGAACAUACAAACUCCACACUUUUGUUAUCUAAACCGUUUGGUUUCUGUUGGUAUCUCCUCCUUUUCUGCAAAUUUACUUACUAGGACAGAUUUCUUAAAUGUCCUCCAAUAUACUUCUACAUAUAAUUUAUUUGCUUCUUACAUCCCGGAACUAGUUGCACUCAAAUGGAUUUAGUCGAAAUAUACUGUGUGUGUAUAAUAUAUCAUUUCAUUAUAUGUAAUGGUGGUCUUUUGAAACCUUCAGAUGCUUAGUAGAUAUUUGCUGAUGUGUAAAUGUUUGGUAAUAAUCUGUUUUGCAUCAUCGUUCUGUAACAGAUGAAUUUACAUGAAUAAAUCAUUGUGAAUUUGCUUAUUAUGAAUUGUUGUACACUAUGAAUUGUUGUACACGUGGCUAAGCCCAAAGCGAACCAGUGUUAUUGCAUUGAUUAAAGGUCCCAUAUUUUGUAUCAUUUGGUUUGUACCAUAAUAAAUCUUAACCUUUAAAAACAAAUCAAACCAUGUUUUCUAUUUUUCGACAUGUUCCUGAAACUACACUGCAGAUUUGUACUCACUGUGCUUGAUAAGGUAAAUCAUAUGUUUUAUGUAAAGUUGAUGAAUGUUACUCUUGGAAGUGUACAAAUGUUUUUGUAUCACUUACGUUUAAUUAUGUUAUGGUCUUAGUUUAUAUUGGU